Molecule: messenger RNA, 2499 nt
Organism: Lates calcarifer (barramundi perch)
Lineage: Eukaryota; Metazoa; Chordata; Actinopteri; Centropomidae
Product: TRAF3-interacting JNK-activating modulator
Exons: 14
Coding region: 193-1962 (589 amino acids)
Source: RefSeq, a predicted model, not a curated record
GUGGUUCUCUUCACUUCCUGUAAAAUUAUGCUCAACAGAGACAGCUACAUGUGAAACACAGACAAAGCCCUCGGACAUUAUUUCAGAAGAGAGAGAAAAUGGAUGACUUCUCAUCCACCUAAUGAAGAGUUUCCCCCCCUGAAUGAAAUGCCGUAGUAGGCUUGAGGCACUGUAACAGCCAGAGGAGCUGCCAUGGACAUCCUGGCUGGAAUACAGCUCUCCCCAGUGAGAGCCUUUGACCAAAUGGUGGAGUACAGAGCAGAGAAACGCGAACACCUGCGAGGACGAAACAACGUGACUUCAUGCCGCAGCCCAACAAGAGAGCUUAACACAAGACAGAUAAAAAAAGAACUGAAAGAAAAGAGGCAUCUGGAAUUUCUGAGGAGGCGAUCAGUGAGCCCAGAGCUGUGUGGUUUGAAGUCUACAAGGAGGAAACCUUCGCCAAACACGUUCUCAGUGAAACAUAAUAGUUCUAGCAGCAGUUUAGAGACACUGUGUACAAAUAUCCAAACUAUUCCCACCGCUAAUGGACAUCCAAAGAUGAUUUUAACACCAAACAGCAGCAUAACUGAUGGCCCGAGCACCAGCACAUGGGCUUCAUCAUGGUCAGAGCAGGUGACACUGAUGAAGCAAGAGAAAGGCCGUUCAAGGAAGCAAGCAUCUACCUCCACAGCAGUGGUAAACGAAUCAAACCUGCACAGGAUGAAAAGCACAGAUAAAAGAGGGAGUAGUAUUAAUGCUCAGAAGACCAACAUCAAAACAUCCAUCCAAACAGACAGUGUUCACCAAAAAUUCUUCCACCGAACAGAAAAUAUUCACCAAAAGAAGGCAAUUCGAGAGGCCGGUGUGCAAACAGAGUCUGGCCUCAUCACUGUCAAGGAAUCAGAUGUUCAGCGGUUAACUGACUACUUACAGGAGGCCCUGUGGAGAGAGGAUGCCAUGAAGAAGAAGAUGGCAGCCCUCCAGGACAGCACGUCAAGCCUCUUGAACUCGUCAAACAAAUUAUGGAUGGCUCGCUGCAGUGAAGACCUGCUGAGAAACAAGAUUAAGGCUCUGGAGGCGCAGCUGCAAGUCUGCCUGCAGAAGUUUCCAAAAGAUGGAGUGAAGAAACUGAUGGUACAGAUGGAGAAGCAGAAACUGAUAUAUGAGGAGAAGGCCCUGGUCGCCCUGCAGAAGGCCACACAGGACAAAACUGAGGCACUCAGCAAGGCAGAGACACUGCAGGAAUCGCUGAUUACAGCAAAGGCAGAGGCACUGAAGUGGCAGAGCCUGUACGAGGAGCUGAAGCUGAGCUCUGGACAACUCAGGGAGAACCAGCACCUCAGCAACGAACAGCUGCAACAGCUACACAGCCAAGUGGAGCUGUCCCGGGCCAGAGAGGCCGAGCUCAGGGAGGAAGUGGUGUCAUUACGUCAAGAGACGAAGGAGCUACAGUACAACAUUUGCCUACUGGAAGAGGACAACCAGACUUUAAGACAGGAAAUCCAGCAGCUGAGAGAUGGCGGCAAUGAGAGCCAGGACUUCCUGAUGCAGGAUUGUCUGACGUCAGAGGAAGCAGAGCCACAGCUGACGGUGAGGAGAGACUCUCAGUUGGAGGAGAAGCUCCGUCACACUCAGGAGAAACUCCGGAUCAAGGAGAGAGAGUGUGAGGAGCUGCAGACGGAGCUGCAUACCAUGGAGCAGGAGUGUCAGUCCAGUCAGGCCCGGCUGUCGCAGUGCAGGGACGAACUCCGGCAACUCAGCCACCGCCGCAGGAGAACGACGCUGUGUGGCUCCUGGUGGAAGGUGUUCUUGUUCUUCCUUCUCCUCCUGGCUAUGGCAGGAGUUGUUAUGUUGUGGCUGUGGCAUCCUCCUUUCAGGGAGCAAGUUGAAGACCUGUACUCAGACAUAGAGACACGUAUCGAAGACUAUCUCUUGCAAAUGGCCACUCCUCAACACUCAGGCUGUUUUAGACCAAUAUGAUAAUGUCAUUGCUCAGGAAUUUGUUGUUAAAAUUAGAUUUUUAUUGGAUGUAGUUUGUUGACGUCUUUGUAUUUCAUGCAAUUUUAGACUUGGAACUUUAAGUGUGUGUGUGUGACAUCAGAUAAAGUUGUGUGGACAUGUGGAGGAUGUACUGUGUGUGCAGAAAGUUCAUGCAGUGUGAAAAAAUCAGCAGUAUUUGAAACAGUGAGAACAAACCAUCAGCCUAAAAGCUGGUGUUAAUGACAUGUUCAGAGUAGUGAGGAGUAGACAAUUAGCCAGUAUCCUCUGUACUGUAAACAGCCUGUUUAGUAAGAAAUUUGAAAUAUUAUAAAGCCAUUUAAACAUGAAAAUAAAGACAAAACAUCCAUGUAAUCCUUUCAACUCUUGUGGGAGGAAAUUAAAUCGGUACUAUGGAGUAUUGUGGAGUUGUUUUAGAUUCACUAUUGCUCAACAUGACUCGAAAAAGAGACAGUGAGGACACAAUAAAAAAGCUGUUUAGUGUUUUAUAUUAUGAGAAAUAAAAACUUACAAAUACAA